This is a messenger RNA of Boleophthalmus pectinirostris (great blue-spotted mudskipper), 1343 nucleotides long. RefSeq names its product RAC-beta serine/threonine-protein kinase-like. Gene Ontology annotation, biological process: protein phosphorylation. Lineage: Eukaryota; Metazoa; Chordata; Actinopteri; Gobiiformes; Gobiidae. Gene Ontology annotation, molecular function: ATP binding; protein kinase activity. The transcript has 11 exons. The record is from RefSeq and is a predicted model, not a curated record. The annotation marks the transcript as partial.
AACCCGUAUACCUGUUUUUACUUAUUUAUCACUCUGUUUACGCAAAUUCCUGCAAGUUGAUUGAAGUUAAAGUGUGCUACAUGCCACUGAAAUAGCCUUGAGUCGCUAAUAGUAGCAGGGCUGCAUCAGUUCAAGGAAUAAGAUCGCUAAACAGGUGAUAUUUGAUGACAGUGACUGGGAAUUGAGCAGACCAAAUAAAAAGUUCACCAUUCCCCUCCCCAUCCUCCCGUCCUCACCCUCUCCUCUGAAAGACAUCUCUAACCAUGAAUGAAGUCAGUAUAGUGAGAGAGGGCUGGCUCCAGAAGAGAGGUGAAUAUAUCAAAACAUGGAGGCCCAGAUAUUUCAUUUUAAAAAGUGACGGUUCCUUUAUCGGCUACAAAGAAAAACCUGACCUCAAUGACCAGAGUUCUCCUCCUCUCAACAACUUCUCAGUAGCACAAUGCCAGUUAAUGAAGACUGAAAGACCUAAGCCAAAUACUUUUGUCAUCCGUUGCCUUCAGUGGACCACUUUCAUUGAACGUACUUUUCACGUGGACACUAAUGAGGAGAGAGAGGAAUGGAUGCGGGCCAUUCAGUCGGUGGCCAACAGUUUAAAGAUGCGCGAGGAGGAAGAGGAGGAGCCAAUGGAUGUCUUUGGUUCACCCAGCGAGUGCAGUUUGGAGGAGAUGGAAGUGGCUAUGUCCAAGAGUCGCAAUAAAGUGAACAUGAGUGACUUUGAGUAUCUAAAGUUGCUUGGUAAGGGGACAUUUGGAAAAGUGAUUCUUGUCAAGGAAAAGUCUACUGGAGUACACUAUGCCAUGAAAAUAUUGCGCAAAGAAGUAAUUAUAGCUAAGGAUGAAGUUGCCCACACAGUUACAGAGAGCAGAGUUUUACAAAACACGCGUCACCCUUUUCUCACUACACUGAAAUAUGCCUUCCAAACACACGAUCGGUUGUGUUUUGUUAUGGAGUAUACCAACGGAGGCGAGCUGUUCUUCCACUUGUCACGUGAGCGGGUCUUCACAGAGGAUCGGGCUCGCUUCUAUGGGGCAGAGAUUGUAUCAGCGCUGGAAUACCUCCACUCACGAGAUGUUGUGUACCGCGACCUCAAGCUGGAGAACCUUAUGCUGGACAAAGAUGGACACAUUAAAAUCACAGACUUUGGCCUUUGUAAAGAAGGAAUCACGUCUGACGCCACCAUGAAGACCUUCUGUGGAACGCCUGAGUAUCUCGCUCCUGAGGUUCUGGAGGACAAUGACUAUGGGCGUGCAGUGGACUGGUGGGGUCUGGGCGUUGUCAUGUAUGAGAUGAUGUGCGGCCGUCUGCCUUUCUAUAACCGCGAUCAUGAGCGACUGUUUGAACUC